AUGUUUGUACCACGUGGACUAGAAGCUGGUGCCAAUGUAGCAGCGCAACAGGUGGAAGAACGUCGACGAGCUCAACUAGAAACUAGAAAUGAUGCUCUACGUUUUUUGUUAAUUCCAAUUGCUUUGGAACUUGGAGCUCAUUUCUGUAGUUUGGUGCUCGGUUGGGAUUGGAUAUGCACAUAA
Brugia malayi is the source of this 183-nucleotide messenger RNA. RefSeq lists its product as uncharacterized. Bases 1 to 183 code for a protein of 60 amino acids. NCBI's taxonomy places the organism in Eukaryota, Metazoa, Nematoda, Chromadorea, Rhabditida, Onchocercidae. The record is from RefSeq and is a predicted model, not a curated record. The transcript is spliced from 2 exons.